AUGGAAAAUGAGGCGUCAUUAGCCGCCAACAGAGACAUUGACGCACAGCUACGACCCAGAACCACCGUUUCCCGCGAUCACCGUCAUCCGCCGUCCCGCAGGGACGACACAAGAGAUACCCUCCAGAUGCACAAUAACGAACGAACACCUUUACUUCCCCGGUCAGGGGAAGACUCAGACCAGACAGAUUGGGACCCCUCUCAAGAUGCUGCCGACGAAACCCCAUCGGCGUCGUUGCCAUCCUGGCGGAGACCCAGUGUCCUCUGGCUUUUCCCCUUUCUGCUCCUCUAUAUGCUUAGCUUCGGGGGGCCUGUGGUCCCCAAGAUCAACCUAAUGAUCUCUAUGAUCUGUAGGGAUUACAUGCAGAAGAGAGCUGAAGCGGACCCAGGUUUCACUUAUCUUCCUGUCAUCAUCGGCCAGGACAAUCCUCAGUGUCAAAUUCCAGAGGUCCAGUCUCUUGUGUCGCGAUUCCAACUUAUUUUCAACCUGGUAGCCGGCAUCCUGUCGGCUUUGGUUAGUCCUCGACUAGGUCGCAUAUCAGACCGCUAUGGCAGGACACGGAUUAUCGCCUUGAGUGUUCUCGGGACUCUAUUUGCGGAAGCCAAUGUCCUCCUUGUGGCAGCUAAUCAAGAGGAAAUGUCUGUCAACAUGCUGUUACUGAGUGCGAUCAUAGAUGGACUAGGGGGUUCCUUUACGACCGUUCUGGCCUUGACAACAUCGUAUGCGUCCGACUGCACAAGCUUCAAAAAACGCAGCGUGGCAUUUGGCUACCUGCAUGGAUGCGUGUUCAUUGGAAUGGCUGCUGGCCCACUCCUGGUCGCCUUUCUGAUUAAAAGUACAGGCACCAUAUUAAGCGUCUUUUAUGCCGCGGUGGCGCUCAAUGCGGUUUUCUUCCUAGCGCUUCUCCUUGUUAUUCCCGAGUCACUUUCAAAGGAGCGUCAGCACAAUGCACGCGAAAAGCGACGGGUGAGACACGCCAACAAGGAAAAGAUACGCUGGUUCACACUUCAACGCUGGAACCCGAAGAGAAUUGUUACCCCGUUGACACUUCUGUAUCCGCCCGUUGGACGCCCCAGUACCUUGUUCCCUUACCCUGGAGGAGCCACCUCCGCUAUCCGAAGGAACAUCCUUCUGCUUUGUGCGAUUGAUACUGUCAUAUUCGGACUGGCGAUGGGGGCUGCUCAAAUCGUCAUCAUAUAUGCAGAAUAUAUGUUCGGCUGGGGAAACAUCGAAUCGAGUUUAUAUAUCUCCCUGGUCUGCUUUGUCCGGGUAUUCAACCUCUUUGCCGUCCUACCCGCAGUGUCAUGGGUUUUCCGCAAGCAACAGGUCGGGGACCACGAGAUCCCGGGAUCGGACAUGCUCGAUGUGGUCCUUAUCCGUGUCUCUAUGUUGCUCGAUUUGGUUGGACAUGCAGGAUAUGCCUUGUCGAAAGACAGCGGCGUGAUGAUUUUCUCCGGAGUGAUUACAGCCCUCGGAGGAAUGGGAUCGCCAAUGUUGCAGUCUUCCCUUACCAAGCAUGUGCCCCAUGAGCGGAUCGGACAGAUUUUGGGACUCAAGGGACUUUUACAUGCACUUUCUCGAGUGAUUGCUCCCACUGUUUGCAGUCUGAUCUAUAGUGUGACUGUUGCCAAACUGCCCCAGGCCGUCUUCUUUUGUUUAACCGGGAUCUAUUUGCUCGUGCUGGGCUGCAGCUUCUUUAUCAUACCUCACGCAUCGCUUCCGGGAACCAGUACAGACGACGAUGGACACGCUGAGCCGAACCAGGAUGGCGAAGAGGUGGAGACACUGCUGCGAGAAAGCACGGGUACUUUAUGA
Molecule: messenger RNA, 1815 nt
Organism: Aspergillus terreus NIH2624
Lineage: Eukaryota; Fungi; Ascomycota; Eurotiomycetes; Eurotiales; Aspergillaceae
Product: putative tetracycline-efflux transporter
Exons: 3
Coding region: 1-1815 (604 amino acids)
Biological process (GO): transmembrane transport
Cellular component (GO): membrane
Molecular function (GO): transmembrane transporter activity
Source: RefSeq, a predicted model, not a curated record